UGCAAUGCAGCAGCGCGCAUAACAACAAUAAAAACAAAUUUAAAAAAUUCAUAAAAUUUCUACAACAACAAAGUGCAGGCAAAGCAAACAAUUGCAAAUAUUGAAAAAAUAUACGGAAAGUGUUACACAAGUGUGCGGAAAGUGACCAAAAAUAGUAAAAAUAUAUAUAAAUACAAUAACAACAACGGUUUGUUGCAGUCGCAGCGAAAAAAAAUGAAAUUAUUAAAUUAACCGGAAACGAAUAGAAAUUAAAUCAGUGAAUUUAUGUGCCAAUACUCACACCAAUACAUACACAAAAAGCAAUUUAUUUAGUAUAUAAUAAAAAAUAAAAGAAAAUUCCAAACACAUACACAAAUACAUAUGCAAGCAUAGCAAGACUUGCAAUGAAAUGAAGUGGUAGUGCUUUGAAAAAGUUAUGAUUUCCUUAUGUUUUUGUUAUGAGUCAAUAUAAUCCAGAAACUGUCACAUAAACAGGCAAGCAGCCAGACAACUAGACAACCAAGCAAUCAGUCGAACAACAACACAGCAACAACAGUCACCACAGACGACUAUUAGUGAACCGAAAUGCUGAGAUAGCCAGCCAACUGAGUGCCAAAUAGACGCAAAGAAAUGUAAUUAUUGGUGGCUGUCCGGCCAGCUGCUGACACAAAGCAACAAUAGCAACAAUAACAAGACCAUACAGCAAUUGCAGCCACAACUACAAAUAGCAACAAAAUCGAUGUCAACCAUAUUAAUGCCUACAACAACAACAACAUUCACAAGCUAACUACAAUCAAAUGCGUAUUAUGCCUGUUCAACAUCCAAUUGCCGCAAAUCUUAAAGCCCAACUGAAUGCCACAAAUGCUAUUUAAAGCUAAUAUUUAUGUAACACUACGAAAGAGGAAACAAUUAUUGCCAAUUUAUAAAUGCGCAAUACAAAUACAACAAGUGCCAUACACAAACAAAGAAACGCAGCUAAAACGUAACAACUCGUAAUAUAAAGUAACGUAACGUAACGCAACGAAUUCCGUCCAAUCAUACUGAGAUUCUUAGUGCCUUUUUACAAAUAAAACAAAACUAAACUAAACAACAAAAGAAUAAUAUAAAAAAAACAACAAAAAAGUUUUAAACAACAAUUGACAUAUGAUAUAUUUCUAAGAAAAAAUAAAAUUAAGAACGUUAACAUAGUUAGACCAGAGCUUCCAAAAGUUUAACGCAGAAAUUAGUAGUAAGAUUAAAGCACACCCAAAUUGAUAUACAUACAUAUAAGGACUUACGUUUAAAACAUAUACAACAGCACACUAAGCUUUCAUAAAAGCACUACCGAAAAGCUCAUACGUAUUGAACGCCAUAGCAAAUAUAAGCUGAAAAGAAAGCGCUAAAGCAAUUAUUUCAAACUAUUUGUAGGCUCCUUUGAAAAGCGCACGAAAGCUCUUGAAACCUUGAAAGCUUCCAGCAAAGCUCAAAAGCUCGAAAGCAUUUCUAAAACUUCAAUUUUGCAAAUUACAUGCUAAUAACUCCACCGCUUUGGCCUAAGCUUUAACUUUUAUACAUACUUACCGUGAGUUGUGCCUCGAGCUGGAGCUUAAGUAUAAGAAGCAUAAGAUGUCCGCAUCGCCUGCCACUACUAGUGUCAUCACUUCGAACGAACUUGCCAUACAACAACAGCUUCAACACCAGCAGCAUCAACACCAACAACAACAACAACUUCAAACGCACAGCUCUCCGACGCGCGUCUCACUACCACCCGGUGUUACUGUGACCAACGUUGUGACCACAACGUCUGCAGCCGCUGCCGCCAACGCCAACGGUUUAACACUAAUGCAUCGCUCGCCCGACAGUCCACAGCCCGAGUUGGCCACCAUGACAAAUGUCAAUGUGCUCGAUCUACAUACAGACUCGUCGAAACUCUACGACAAGGACGCGGUCUUUAUUUACGAAAGCCCCAAGGUGGUCUUGCCGACAGUGGGCUCCGGUGCGACAGUCACCAGUGAUGAGCAUGUGAUUGAUGCACGCAUGGUCGCCCAAUUGAACGAACAGCAAGCAGCUGUUGCAGCGGCUGCUGCUGCUGCAGCCGCAGCCAACGAUAAUCAGCCGUUGGCCAAGAUCGAAUUCGAUGAAAAUCAGAUAAUUCGCGUUGUCGGCCCGAAUGGUGAGCAACAACAAAUCAUUUCACGUGAAAUAGUCAACGGUGAACAUCACAUACUGUCACGUAAUGAAGCUGGCGAACACAUACUCACACGCAUCGUAAGCGAUCCGACCAAGCUGAUGCCCAGCGAUAAUGCGGUCGCCGCCGCAAUGUUCAAUCAGGCACAGAAAAUGGCCAACGAUCAUGGUGUGUAUCAGACAUCGCCAUUGGAUGCCUCAAUGCUGCAGCAUUACGAGCCAGAGAAUGUCGUUAAGGCAGAGGUGGAUAUAUAUGAUGAUCCGAAGAAACCGCCGGGCAGCGGUGGUGGUGGUCAGCAAAUACUCUAUACAACAACUGGUCCGGACACUGGGAAGCAACUAUCACAUUUGCCUGUUGCCACGAAGCUGGAGUCGGAAAUGUAUCCGACAGACAAACAUAUCGAUUUAAUCUACAAUGAUGGCAAUAAAACCGUUAUAUACACCACCACAACCGAUCAAAAGGGUUUGGAAAUCUAUUCGGGCAGUGACUUGAGUGGCCUGGUUGCCGAUGGGCAGGUGGUGGUGCAAGGUGGAUUGCAGUAUGCCGGCGCUGGCACAGCUGGUGGACAACCGGUCUAUAUAGUAUCCGAUGGUAGCUUGCCGCCGGGCGUCGAAGGACAUUUGCAAAGCACACCAACGGGCGGCAACAACAAAUUGAAUGGGCAAACCACACCUCUGGACGUGUCCGGCCUAUCGCAAAAUGAAUUCCAAGGCCUGCUGCUUGGUUCACACCCAUCGGCGGCCGGUGGCAACGGCAACGCAUCCACAACACCAACAACCAUCUCACAGCACUCGGCCAUUGUGGCAGCGGCCACCGCCGCAGCAGCGGCAGCUGGUGGCGCCACAGCUGUAGUGGUCACCGCCGAGCAGCAGCGACAACAACAGGCCCAACAGACGAUCAGCAUCAAACGCGAACCGGAAGAUCUGCGCAAGGAGCCGAAAAGCGGCGUCAGCAGCACCAUCGUCGAUGCGACGAACAGCAUCACCAAUGGUGGCGUGAUAAGCGGCACCGCACAUCACCAGCAACACGGCGGAACGAAGGUUUUAGUUGUGCAGUCACCGACAUCACCAACACAAACGACCAUACAAAUUAAAGAACCGCCCAUUAGUCCUGGAAGUCCAACAACUGACACAAUGUACGCUGCCAGUGGCGGCACACAAAUCUACUUGCAGGGCGCUCAUCAGUCCAAUGCACCCGGUUCCGCUGGCGUUCCGAAUAAUGUGAAUGUCAACGCACAGACACCCAGUCCCGGUCCCUACAUCACACCCGACGGUUAUGGCAUGUACACCACCACACGCCUCACCUCGGGCGGACCGACAUCAACCUUCAUUACAGAGCCUUAUUACCGCGAAUUCUAUACCACAGCCACCACGGCCGACACACAGACUGGCUAUGGACAGGCGCCACGUAAUAUCGUGUAUGGCGGUGCUGAGAGCGAGCCACCACAUCCGGGCACCACGUAUGAGGGACGCUUCACCACGUCCGCAGCACCCGUGACCAGCAUGCCAUCGCACACCACAGCCAAUACGGGGGGAAUGAAGAACGGUACACCGGUGUAUGCUAAGACCAUCACAGCUGCUGGACUGACGGUGGAUUUGCCGAGUCCGGAUUCGGGUAUUGGCGCUGAUGCGAUAACACCAAGGGAUCAGAAUAAUAUACACCAGUCCUUCGACUAUACAGAACUUUCUGGCACAUUAUUGGACAGCAAUGGCGGCAUUCCAGUCUCGGUGAAUAGCAUACAACGCGGCGCCGUGAGCGUUCAUGGACAAAAUAGCCCGACCACAUCGUUGGGCGGCUCGACGCCGAAUGGCGCCACACGCUCGAGGCCAUGGCAUGAUUUUGGACGACAAAAUGAUGCGGAUAAAAUACAAAUACCAAAAAUCUUCUGCAAUGUCGGCUUCCGCUACCAUCUGGAGAGUCCAAUCAGUUCAUCACAGCGACGCGAAGAUGAUCGCAUCACAUACAUCAACAAAGGACAAUUCUACGGCAUCACAUUGGAGUAUGUGCCCGAUCCAGAUAAGCCCAUCAAGAACACAACUGUCAAGAGCGUUAUUAUGCUGAUAUUCCGUGAAGAGAAGAGCCCCGAUGAUGAAAUCAAAGCUUGGCAAUUCUGGCACAGUCGGCAGCAUUCGGUUAAACAGCGCAUUUUAGAUGCAGAUACGAAAAAUUCCGUCGGCCUAGUUGGUUGCAUCGAGGAGGUCUCCCACAAUGCCAUCGCUGUCUAUUGGAAUCCGCUGGAGAGCUCAGCCAAGAUCAACAUCGCCGUCCAGUGCCUGAGUACGGACUUCAGCAGCCAAAAGGGAGUUAAGGGUCUACCGUUGCACAUUCAAAUCGACACAUUCGAGGAUCCGCGCGAUGCACAGGUCUUCCAUCGAGGCUACUGCCAAAUUAAGGUCUUCUGCGAUAAGGGUGCUGAGCGCAAAACACGCGAUGAGGAGCGACGCGCUGCUAAGCGUAAAAUGACCGCCACAGGACGCAAGAAGCUCGAUGAGCUGUAUCAUCCGGUCACCGAACGUUCGGAGUUCUAUACAAUGCAGGAUUUGCAAAAGCCACCGGUACUAUUCUCGCCCGCCGAUGAUAUGGAAAAGAGCUUUUAUGGCCAUGAGACUGAUUCACUGACCGGCGCACCAGAUCUCAAAGGCACAUCACCAUUCUUGUUGCAUGGCCAAAAAGUGGCGGCGCCAACACUCAAAUUCCACAAUCAUUUUCCGCCCGACGUGCAGACCGACAAGAAGGACCACCUGCUGGAUCAAGGUCUAGUACCCAGUGCCAUGGGCGAUUUUGUGCCACCAAUGAAGCGCGGACGCAUGACACCGCCCACCAGCGAACGCGUUAUGCUGUUCGUGCGACAGGAGAACGAGGAAAUCUACACGCCGCUGCAUGUGGUGCCGCCCACCACUAUUGGCCUCUUGAAUGCGAUUGAAAGUAAAUACAAAAUCUCAACAGCGAGUAUAAAUAAUAUUUAUCGUACAAAUAAGAAAGGGAUUACUGCGAAAAUUGAUGACGACAUGAUUUCGUAUUAUUGCAAUGAAGAUAUAUUUCUGCUGGAAGUGCAACAGAUCGAAGAUGAUUUAUAUGACAUAACAUUAACGGAGUUACCCAAUCAUUGAGCGCAUGAAGAAGUUUAUAUAAUUGUAGAAUAAAAUAGCAACAACAAUUGUGUAUGCGAGGCAAUAGCAAGAACAGCGGCGAACAAAAGCAAUAGCAGCAAUAAGUGAAUACACACACACACACACACACACACACACAUGUAUGUAAGACAAGUGGCAGCUAAGCAAAAACAAGAAGCUGCGAAUUAGAUAAACUCAGCGCACAUUGUUAUUGUAUUUGUUUAAAGAAGCUGAUGUGUUAAGUGUUUUUUUUUAUAAAGAUGAUGACAACAACAAUAACUUGGACAGAAAUGCACAAAGCAAUGGACACAAUAUAUAUUAUGGUAGAUAAGCAAUUGCAAAUGAAACAAAAACAACAAAAAAAAUAAAAAAAUUAUACAAGAGCAUAUAUACACUUAACUAUGUUUUUUUCAUGCUAAUAUUAUUAACUAAGUAUAACGGAAAAAGUAAGCAGCAGGCGAAGUAAAUAUGUAAGAGUUUAUACAUUUACAAAAACAAAGUAGGCGAGCGCAAAAACGUGAGAGAGUAUAUAAAAUCUAAUAAAUAAUCUUAAGUGUUAGCUUGCGCGUGAGGCAAAGCAACACUGAGAAAUUUGCAAAUUGGCUAAAUAUUAGUAUAAAUUUAGUAGAUAAAAAGUGGUAAAGGCGGCAAAUGACAAAAAAUCAAUUGCAAAAACAUUGAAAGUUUAACUCAAUUUUAUGAUUUGCUUGCUUUAAGUAAAUAGUGUGCGUGAAAAUUUAAUUGUGUUUAUAUUUUUAUUAAGUAAAUAAGUUUAACUUAAGUACACACACGCUUAAUUGAGAUUCAAAAAUGUGUUUUACAUGCAAAAAGCAAAAAAAAAAAAACAUAUAUAAAAAUAAAAUGUAAAUUAUUACGGUUCAUGUAAGGGAAAUUCAAUAAAAUUCGCUAAUUUUUUCAAAAUAUUUUUUUCAUGUAUACUUUUUAACGAUUUCGUCCGAAGUUUAGGAAGUUCAAAAAUCCUAAAAAAAUCUCAAAAUCAUUUUCCAAAAAAACAGUCAUUGUUGCGCCGCCACAUCGCUUCCAAUAUUAAUAUGUUUUGUAAUCCGUUCAGUAAGCGUUAAAUAAGAAAUAGUUUAACUAAGUAAAUACAAAAUAUAUAGGCAUGCGACAGCAAAUGCAACAAAAAUAUGUAAGUGUGUAUGUAUUUAACGUAACAAAUAAUAUGCGCCAUAAAGCUUUCACACAUCUCAAAGCUGUCACCACAUGAAAGCUUGCAAAAGCUUUACAUGCUUACUUCGUGCAACUGCGUAUGCAAUGCAUCAUUUCAGUGCUUUUGAAUCGCCUUAGUUAAAUGCGAACAUUACAUUAAGAAGGAAAUAAAAAUGAAAAACAAAAAACGCAUAAUUAUAAAAUUCUCAAAAACUUUUACUUUAGCAAUAAUUAACGCGUAAAGCUUUUCGAACAAACGCUUAAGUUCAGCGUGCAGUUAAAAAUUUCACAUUUUUGUAUAUUUUUGCUUUUCUUUACUCAACUCAACGUAGUACUUAAAGUUUUUUCUAAUUUUGUAUACCUAAAUAAGUUUUAGUUUUACUUAAGUAAGUUACUUUAAACUUUACUCAAACAAUGUUUUUUAUUAUAUAACUAUUAUUAUUAUUAUUUUUAUUACUAUUAUCAAUUGCUAUAUAUAAUUUUUGAUAAAUAAAAUUCGAACAAAAUUCGAUCUGUUGAACAAAAAUCUUAAAGAAUUUUCUUAUAAAAAUAUAAAACAACACUUUUUGGUUGAUUAAGCAAGCUUUUGGACUUUUCAUUAAAGCGUAAUGCUUCUCAUGUAAAACUCUGCAAAUACUUUUCCCUUUUGAUACAUAUUAAUAUUGUGCUUUGAGUAGAUUUUGUGAAAGUUUUCAAAGUCAUUGUGAAAAAGCUUCAUAAAAAAGUACGCCGUUUGAAAGAUUUGAAGUUCAGUGAAAGCUUGGCUAUAGAAAGCUUAAAAGUAACUCAUUUAUGGACAAUUUAUGAUAACGUUUUUCUAGAAAAAAGUAACUUAACUCAAUUCAAGCUGAUAAGUUAAUUCUAAUAGUAAAAUUAAAUUAAAUAACUGUGAUUCUAAAAUUUCACAAAAGCUUUCGUAUAUAUGUUAUGACAUAAUUUUUUGAAAAUAAAGUAAAAAAAAAGAAAAAAAAUGUAAUAAAGCUUUCGAAUAUAUAUUUUGACAUAAUUUUUUAAAAAUAAAAGCAAUAAAGUUGUUGUAUAUAUGUUUUGAUAUAAAUUGUUAAAAAUAACAGUAAAAUUCUCUUACUUCAAAAACAUGCUGCAAUAAAGAAAAACAUAAGCUUUAGUUACUCCACAUAACACUUAUAAUUUUUAAAAUUUUAGAAAUAUGCAAAAAGCACAAAGCACUUCAGCACGCGUUAAGUCUCUAUAGAAAAUUUCGAACACUUUGCAAUUUGUAAUUAAAAAUAGUAAGAAACCAUUUCUACAGCAAGCAAAUGAAAAUAUUUUUUUGAAGCUUUUCCUCAACAUGUCGUAAAAGCUUUGCAAUAAAAAAAAAUCAAAGCAAAAUCGAAAAAGUUUUGCUAAACAAAAUUAAAUUCAAACUUUUUUUAAAGCUUUCGUCAACAUGCCGGAAAAGCUUUGCAAUUAAAAAUAAAGUUCAACGUUUUUUUUUUAAGUUUUAACGAAAGCUUUCGUCGCCUAAACUCUACAGAAAAUCAUUUAUACGUAGAAUGUUUAAGCUUUCGCGUCAAGCUUUCACUUUAUCAGCGGAGCUUUGGGAAUUAGUAAACUUUUUCAACGCAAAUAAGUAUAACGAACUCAAUUGCAAUAACUUAUGUUUAAAUACUUAAGAAAACAGAAUUUUUUUUAUUAAACGCAGACAAAAUGAGAAGCAAAGAAUUAAUGAUUUUUAAGAAGUAAAAUUAAUUUAAGUGAACUGUGCAUUUUUUGUUAAAAACAUGAAAAUAUAUAAGCUAGGAAAGCACAAUGGACGAAGAGAAAUAUUUGAGCGGAGCACAAAAAGCUCAAUUAAAAUUUUAUAUACAAAUGAUUAAUGGAAUUAAGAGACCGUUAAGAGCAUAUGAUGCCAGUGAGACAAAAUUUAGUGAAGACAAAAUUAUCUAAAUUAAAAUCUAAAUUAAAAGGUACCACCAAUUGAACGAUGAAUAGAAAAUUUAUGAUUAAAAAACAAAAACUAUUAUAAAAUAUCAGAAGCUUUAAAACACAGAAUUUCGUUUUUUUUACUUUCAAUAAAAGCUAUUUAGCAUCAAAACUUAAUAAAAUUAAGCCUUACAAGUUUGUACAUAAAUUAUUAUAAUUUUUACUUUUAUAUUUUUCCUUUUGAUCUGAAUUCUCUAAAGAAACUCUUGAAAAUAUACACAAAGCUUUCAACUUUUUCGAAAAUUUGCAUAAUUAUAUGCAUUUUAUAUAAAGUAAACACUUCUAAUUAAUGCAACAACAAUUAAUUAAUAACAAUAAAAACAUAAAACCAAUCGAGUUAUUCUUGCCGUACAGUAAAUAGCACAAAUACAAGCAAAUGAAUUUGCGCUAUGAAGCAAUUUCAAGCAUAAAUAUUGCUACAUACAUACUUAAUAUACAGUAAUAAAUAAAUAAAUAAUUCUUACAAAAUAUUAAAACCUAAUAUUAAAGGCACACGAACUACAAUUAUACACGUAAAUCGCACGAAAAUUGUUGUGUGCGUUUUAUAUGUAUUUGUAAUAAGAUAUAAGCGUAAAUAAUUUAUUACAACAAACAAAAACAAAAACAAGAAAAGAAAAGUUAAAAAUAAUGUAUACAUAAUAUUUACCGUAUUUUUUCACAAAAUACCGCAAACGUUUACAAUUGUCUUCUUCCCUCCAUUGGCAAAAUUGUACGCGCCACUUGUAAUAAUGUAAUUUUUAAUUAGUUUUAGUAAAAAGCCAACAACAAACAACUCAAAUGAUAAAACAACAGUAAGCAACAGCGAAAAAGAACAAUUAUUUAUGAGAAAGAAACUGCAAAAGUUUUCCAAAAUCAUAUCAUAAACGAGCGCGCACCGCAGACAGCUGCGUCAUUGCAAGCGUGGCAGAGAGCGUGGAGUUGUGAGGAACAAUUGUUGAAAUUCUAAAUUGAUUACUUAUUAUUAUUAUUAUAUUAUUAUAUAUUAUAUUAUUACUAUUGUGUAGUUUGUACUGUAAGCAUAUUUUACAAGAAAAUAUUUUUAUUAAACAUAAAUAAGUAAAAAAAGAACAA
Messenger RNA from Bactrocera neohumeralis, 9441 nucleotides. It is a transcript of the gene grh, whose product is annotated as protein grainyhead. The transcript has 16 exons. The record is from RefSeq and is a predicted model, not a curated record. Gene Ontology annotation, molecular function: RNA polymerase II cis-regulatory region sequence-specific DNA binding; DNA-binding transcription activator activity, RNA polymerase II-specific. NCBI's taxonomy places the organism in Eukaryota, Metazoa, Arthropoda, Insecta, Diptera, Tephritidae. The coding region runs from base 1585 to 5256 and encodes 1223 amino acids. Gene Ontology annotation, cellular component: nucleus. Gene Ontology annotation, biological process: regulation of transcription by RNA polymerase II.